CCCGAUAUAAAUAUCGGUCCAAGUGCUGUCAUAGCAGGUUGGGUCGAAGCAAGCAUUGCUGUCAUCGUUGUGAUAGCCCGGACUUACACACAGGCUAAAGUCGUGGGUCGUAUGGGUGCUGAGGACUACCUCAUGAUAUUGUCUCUGAUCAUUGCCAUGCUCAACACAUCUCUCAUAACCCACGCCGUGUCUUGGGGCAUUGGAAGACACAUCUAUUACCUAACACCCGAAGAGACAGUCAACGCUAUAAAAUUUGAAUUUAUUGCUCAGACUCCUGGCAUUGUUGCGCCAACGUUAGCGAGAAUCUCCUUUGCUAUCUAUCUCUUGAAAUUUGUAGGAACUAGCAAAUUCCGAAGGUGGAUCCUGUGGUCUGUUGUCUGGAGUCAAGCUAUCGUCAAUAUCAUCCAGCUAGUCCUCAUCUUUGCUCAAUGCGAACACUUUGCAGCUCUAUGGGAUCCCUCAGUUGGCGGAAAAUGCUGGAGCAGGAAGGUGCAGGUGUACUCCGGCUACUUCCUUGGUGCUUUAAACUGCAUCCACGAUCUCAUAUUGACAUUCCUCCCGCUAGUCAUCUUAAAGGACCUGAACAUAACUCGGCGGGUGAAAGUUAUCCUUGGUGUUUUAAUGGGAAUGAGUAUUUUUGCAUUUGCAGCCUCCAUCGUGAAAACGAUAGAACUCGGAAACCUGGGAAAGGUCUCAGACUUCACAUAUUUCACCGUGUCCUUCAUUAUCUGGUUUACCAUCGAAAAUUAUGUCGUCAUUAUCGCAGCUUCAAUUCCAUCACUCCGACCACUGCUUCUUCAUGUC
Molecule: messenger RNA, 804 nt
Organism: Hyaloscypha bicolor E
Lineage: Eukaryota; Fungi; Ascomycota; Leotiomycetes; Helotiales; Hyaloscyphaceae
Exons: 6
Source: RefSeq, a predicted model, not a curated record